Onychostoma macrolepis is the source of this 4574-nucleotide messenger RNA. RefSeq names its product pleckstrin homology domain containing, family O member 1b (gene plekho1b). The transcript has 6 exons. The coding region runs from base 384 to 1598 and encodes 404 amino acids. Gene Ontology annotation, cellular component: ruffle membrane; muscle cell projection membrane. Lineage: Eukaryota; Metazoa; Chordata; Actinopteri; Cypriniformes; Cyprinidae. Gene Ontology annotation, biological process: regulation of myoblast fusion. The record is from RefSeq and is a predicted model, not a curated record.
AAGAGAGGGACCACACAGCUUCAAGUUCUCCAGCUCACAGAACUCCACAAGAGACACACAUGACGGCAGGAGAUCAACCUAUACGACACAACGAUGAUGAUGGCAUCAGCACAGACUCAUUUGCUGCUCUAGAAAGCACAUUUCUCAGAUCUGUCUGCAAGAAAAAGCCAUUGGAGGAUAAUCUGCACGGAUCUGGAGGACACUGAAUGGAAGUAAAUAGAUAAGAGGAGGCGAAAGAUACAAACGGGGGUGCGACUCAUUCAACACCGAGCUCUCCUUUUCGAGUCCACACUGGGAUUUUGUUUCGUUGUAGACAACACAUUGUGCACGAAAGGAUCUGGAUUUAGCGGUGGGAGAGUCGGGAAGCUCCGUUUUAUUGAGCCAUGAAGAAGAACAGUUCAACAAAGCGGGGCCCUCAGGAUGCCAAUCAACUGCCCAUGCAGCCCGACAAAACUGGCUGGAUUCGCAAGUUCUGUGGCAAAGGAAUUUUCAGGGAAAUUUGGAAAAACAGAUUUGUUAUACUGAAAGGAGACCAACUCUACAUUUCUGAAAAAGAGGUCAAAGAUGAGAAGAAAAUCCAGGAGGUGGUGGAUCUCACCGACUACGAGAGGUCUGAAGAACUUCGCAAAGCCAAGAGCAGGAGCAAAAAAAAUCACAGCAAGUUCACGCUUCUGCGUUCACGGCAGCCAGGCAACACGGUCCCAAAUCUGGUGUUUUUGGCUGUCAGUCCAGAAGAGAAGGAGUCAUGGAUCAAUGCAUUUAAUGCAGCCAUCACUAGGGCCAAGAAUCGCAUAUUGGACGAGGUGACAGUGGAAGAGGACAGCUUGUUGGCCCAUCCGACGCGUGACAGAGCUAAGAUACCCCAUACUCGUCGUCUGCCCACCCGCGGGCACCUCAUGGCUGUGGCUUCUACCACAAACUCGGAUGGCAUGCUGACACUUGACCUCAUCCAGGAAGAAGAUGUCCCCUCCACACAGGGUCAGGACUCUCGUGAGGAUACCCUCGAUAAAGCUGCUUCUCAGCGCACACCAGAUUCCCAGCGCUCCAUCAAGGACACCUCAAAGCUCUCAACCUGUAACGAGACCCCUGGAAAGUCCCAGAGUCUGCCGCGAAAAAGCGAGAGCGCCUUCGACUGGUCGGAGAACCACAGGACGCCGCAGCUCCGCAAAAAACCGCCCACAUCCGACAAGAACCGCUGCGCUUCCAUGGAUGAGAUCCUGACGCAUUGCGAGACGCGAGCACUCCCUCACUGCUCGACUUCGGCGCCCGUGCAGCCCAUCAGCCAGCUCCAGGAUCUCAUCACCCAGAAGCUAGAAAGAACUCAAGAGCUGCUGACGGAGGUACGGGUGCAGGGCAAGGGGAAGGGCUCGCCGGCUGGGAAGAGCUCUAGUCCGGAGGGUCAGCGGAUGGAGGCAGAGAGGCUUCUGGAGGAGGCGGCGUCCACUUGGGGACAGGCUCGUGACGUGCUGGAGGAAGUGAAAGAACUCAGAGCGUUGUACAAGCAGCUUGACUCCGCCUCUUCCGUCACACUCAGUCCUCCACAGAACGGCAAACUAAACAGCCCUCAACAAGCAAACCACCGGAAAAGCAUGAUGUGAGAACAUAAAAGUCCUCCAUGGCGUCAUUUUUCAAUGGACUCUUCCUGUUGACUGCUUUCGCUGGAAUCAACAAAAAGCGAAUAACAUGAGCUAUAAGUGUAUGUAUGAAUUGUUAAAGAGCAAAUCUAGUUUCUUCCAUUCCCUAAUAUCAGCGUCUGGUGGUUUUACCAAACACAAGCUGUUGCAUUGUACCCUGCGGUAUCAGUUUUCACAGUGAUGUCGACAGGAACAGUAAAAGCACCGAGUCAUCGAGCAGCCCAUCAGGUUAAGACAGGGUGAGAAACACCAGACGGCGGUGAUGUUGUUGUCAUCACCAGCCUAUCACAAUGUGAAUGUUUUCCUUCUGUUUCAUAAUACACUGGAGGAGCUUCGUUUCGAAAUGGUCAUUUUUGUAUGUAAUAAUAAUAAUAAUGCCCAGCACAUUUGCUCUGCUAUCAACACAAACCAAGCUCAUAAUAAGAUGCAAUCAGGGUGCAGCCAAAGGCAAUUGGCGGGAACGAUCACGGAUAGCAGAGCGUGUUCCUUGUCCGGCGGCGCUCAAUAUCCCGUCAGAUGGGUUCUAAUUGUGAACAAAGCCAUGAACAUGAACACAGAUGACGUCUGGUGCCAGUGUUGCUGUGGAAAGUCAGCUGCCAUUAAAGACGAGACUCCAUGCAGUAAAGGAAACUAUUAAUAAUAAUUACACAUUUGCACUAUGGAGAAUGCUGUAAAACGAGAGUGACACUGGCAAGCUAUCUUUUCAAACCUAAGAGGCAGAACAGACAAUCUACUGUAGGUAGGGAAACAUGGGUCGUGUAGCGCCAAGUCUUUACACCUAAGUGGUAUUUCCGAAAAUGUUGGUAUCUCUCAAAAUCAAAAGCUGCCUUAGUGUAUUUUCAAAAGGGCACAUGCAAACUGCAAAACUCUUCAAAGACUCUGAAUGCUUGUAUAUUUUAAUUUUCCUAAAUUUCGCCUACAAGUUGCCUGCACCUCAAGAGAAGCUUUUAAAGCAGGAUUUUAUUUUGCUUGCGCUUUGCUUUGCAGGAUUUUUGUCUCUGGGGAACUAUGCAAGGUUGCAUGGGUGAAACUCAGAAACCGGUCAAGAGUCAUAUUUCACCCCAAAAUUUCUUUGAGAAAAGGAAGAAAUUGUGUUUUGCUUAAAGUACAUGAAGCUUAUUUGCUAAUUUAAUUUAGCAAGUAGUUUAAUUUUAUGAAUUUGUUAUGAAAAUUAAGCACAUUUCCCUACCGAGUUCUUAUUACCGUAAUUAAUUUAUUCUGAUAAAAAAUGUUUAAAAAAUGUAUUUUUGUAAUAUAAAAAUCUGAAUAUAAUUAAUUACCAGUGUAUAACAGGUGCAUAAAAAAGAAAAAAGUCAAAAAGGAAAAUAUAGUUCAUUUUCUUUAUGCAAUAUAUAAUUUCUACUUCUUUUUUUUUCUUAAUUUGGGUGUAAAAUGUGACCCAGACAAGUUUAGUGAGAUUCCCCCACAUAUAAGCUUGAAAUAAUCCACAGGUAUCAGGAUUUACUGGCAGUGUGCAGUACGGUAUUGCGUUCAACGACCAAAGGGUAUGUCUUGCCAGUAUAAAACACCUUGUUUUACAGUUAGUAGCUAAAUAAUGUGUUUGCACAAUUCUAUGGGUACAGGUCAGCCUGUUCUGUUACGAAGACUUGAUUAUAAACAGUGUUAUAUUUUUUGUACAUUUUAUUGUAAAGUGCUUUUUUGUAGAGAAAGACUUUGAGGAAAGUUUUUGCUUUUUAAACGUUUGACUUAGAAAACCACUUCCCUUGAAACGCAACUCAACCGGACAUUCCUUGCUUCUGGAAUCUUGUCAUAAAAAAACUGUAAAUUUCCGCUUCCAAAGGUAAUAAAGCACAAAGCCUAUGGCAGUCCUUAGCUUUUUUUUUUUUAAAGUAUGGUUAAAUAAUUGCUUUUAUUCACUACCACUCACAUUUUAAUUUCUAUUCUUAUCAUGUUAUCGCCACACAGAUGCCAAAGGUUUUCUGUACCUCAUACAACUCUUAUCUCAAACAGAGCAAUGUUUUGUGAUCUUUUCAGGUUUAAUCAGAUGUUAGCUGACUGUGUUAUGAUCUGAUUUUUCUGACAGUGCCAGCCGAAGGUGAAUCUAAUUACCCGAGCAGCUGUCAGGUAGCCAGGAUCAUAUUAGGGUCAUAUUAGAUUACAUCAAAACCAAUCCUGACAUCUUUCCUAUCGCACAGCUCCUAUCACAUAGAAUAACAGAAACAGAGCCAAAUUAUUCCUGUACUUUGAUAGUCAUACAUUAAUCAUUUAUGACACGUUUACUUUAAGUUGACAUCAUAAACAAUGUGACUGCUUAGAGCUGAUGUUUCCUUCAUGCUUUUUUGAACUAUUUAUGUAUGCCAUAAGAUUGUUCACCUGUUGUCGCUAUUUUUCUGAUCUUCUGCAGACCUUUGAUCAAAUGUGAAUGAAGUGGAACAUCUCUCGUUUGGCUCUUGACUGUGUUAUUGUGGUCAGACUAGUAAUUUUGCAUAGGGAUGUUGUAUUUGUGAGCUAGUGCGUCAGUGCUAGACUGACACUGGAAAAAAAAAAAAGUCUUAUGCAAUCAGAAAGGAACAAACUAUUGAUUUUGCUUACUACAAAUAACAGAGUCUGGCUAUUUUAAGGUUCAUGUUAAAAACAUGCGCAUUAAUACAGAAGAAAACCUGAAUGUUUUUGGAAUUUUUCGAUUCCAUUAUCCUCACAAACCCACAAUCUCUCAGAUGGACAGUUUAGUUACAAGCUGCUGGUAAACAACUCAGAUACUCAAAUGUCUUUUCUGCUCUUGCUAAUCACAUUUAUAUGGACAAUUGUAAAUCUCUAUGUACAUUAUUUCACAUUUCUGUAGCUAAUUGUAAAUGGGGGUCAGUUUGCAAUGUGGAGAGCAGAACCCUGUCAAUGGGUGUUUGUAAGCUCAGGACCGGCUAAUCACUGAUGUACUUGAGACACAACCACUUGUGCAAUUAAAGUGAUCCUCAUUCAACA